Bombyx mandarina (wild silkworm) is the source of this 1342-nucleotide messenger RNA. It is a transcript of the gene Ubc13, whose product is annotated as ubiquitin conjugating enzyme E2. Lineage: Eukaryota; Metazoa; Arthropoda; Insecta; Lepidoptera; Bombycidae. The record is from RefSeq and is a predicted model, not a curated record.
UAAAAAAAAACUAAAGAACACUCGCUUUUGUAGUCGCGUUUAUUGCAAUUUCGUAGAUAAAAUGCUAUUGUAAUUCAUUAAUAUAAGGAAACGUGCCUCAACAAGCGUCGUUAACACAUUCAGUGCUAAUAUAAUUAGAUAUUUUAUACAAUUAUAUGAGUAAUCGCUUCCAUUUGACAAACUGCGCUCGACCGCAUAUUUAAAAUGGCAGCCCUACCACGUAGAAUAAUCAAAGAGACACAGCGAUUGAUGCAGGAGCCGGUGCCCGGGAUCAGCGCAGUACCCAGCGAGACAAACGCCCGUUACUUCCACGUUAUCGUGACGGGCCCAGAGGACUCGCCUUUCGAAGGAGGACUGUUCAAAUUAGAAUUAUUUCUACCGGAGGAUUACCCCAUGUCGGCACCUAAGGUUAGGUUUAUCACCAAAAUAUAUCAUCCUAAUAUAGACCGACUGGGCCGCAUUUGUUUGGACAUUCUUAAAGAUAAAUGGAGUCCAGCUCUACAAAUACGCACGGUGCUACUGUCUAUUCAGGCUCUGCUGUCAGCACCUAACCCUGACGAUCCGCUGGCGAACGACGUUGCCGAAUUGUGGAAGGUGAACGAGAGUGAAGCUAUUAGGAACGCGAAGGAGUGGACGCGGAGAUACGCCAUGGACAACUGAAUAGCCGGCACGAGAGCACCGGUGCCGACCGUGCGCGCCACACGACCAACGAGAUAUCACGACUUAUGAGUGCAAGUUAUGUUACACAUCCUAAACAGAGUAACUUGUGAGAGACUAUUGUGGAUCAAAUUUUUAUUAUUAGUGGAUGAGGGCCGCGGCGCCGGUCCCUUUGCAGUUAUCCAUUGCCUCACCUUGUUCGCCUCGGAACGGCUGGGCGAUCCCACAGAUCAUUGUUUACCCAUUCACAUGUAGCUUGGUUACAAUAUUAGGUAUGCAUAUUUUUUUACUAUUAAUAUGAAUAGUGAAUAAAGAAAAUAUACCUGGAGACUUCAAUGUAUAUAUUAUGCUGGUUUAAAAUUAAUUUUGUACAGAAGAUAGUGUUUCAAUUUGCAAAGUUUGAUUAUCUAUGCAAGAGACUUAUCGGACAGUCUUACUAAAAUUUGCUUGUAACAUCAUUUAACUGAUCUCUCAUUGAAAUGUUUUUUGUUUUUUUUUUAUAGAACAAUGAUUGCAUUUAGGUAUAAUUUUCACUUUAUUAACCACAUCGAACAUGAUUUCACAGUGAAUCUUAUGUUGUACUAUUUACGUCUUGUAUAAAAAUUAUCAAAAUAAAUUGUAUUUAUGUAAAUUUUUAAUUUGGCUUCGUGAGCAACUUCAAAAUACAUGAAAUACAAAAAGCUAA